AUGCUUAUUUUCGGCGGUAUACUUUUUUCAAGCGGAACUGUCCCAUGCAAAACCAAAAAAAUGUCGGAGGAUAAGUUUAAAAGAAAAUUUGAACAAAAAUAUGGGCGACGGACGAUUCGUUUUCAUAACAUACCGGAGAAAAUCGCAAAAGAACCGUCCUCUGUGCUGCAGCAAGAAAACAACGACGUUGUGGAUGCUGUAAGGAAAGAAUAUCAAGAUUUACCGCAGUUCCAGCCAGUCAGCGGAUUAGUUGGCAACAUCGGGGGAUUACUUGGGCAGACAUGCGUAGUAAAUAUGUCUAAGGCGGAAGUCAGAGAUACAGGUGUAAGUCCAAUUCAUUUCAACACAAAAGAUUGCAAAAAGACUUCGUAUCAAGACAGGGAUUGCGUGAUGGAAUGUUUUAGCAGAGACGACCAUGCACAAAGAAAUCCCGCUGCAUCCAGCGGAAUUGGUACUGAUUCUCCGGAUAGUUACGAAGUCGAUAGUUUAGAAAAGUAUCCGAUCAGUGAACAUCAUUCUUUAAGUUUCCACGAAGGAGAAAUAAAUGAGAUACCCGGCAGGCAUAGGACACCUCAGUUUGACUAUGGAGUUUAUGGUGGAGGUCGAGCAAGUGUGCUCCAGUUAGAAAGUGCUCCUAGUACUUUAUGUGUUAAAGGCUGCAAUUGUUCCAUACAUGGGGCAGAUGCUGAAAAAAUGAGAACCAGUGCAGAGAAGCCUCGAGUUAACAAAACACAACUUACUUGGGGUGAUAUUGCACAAAGCUCAAAUAAAACUCAGGAUCAUGGGAGCGAAUGUGACGCAUAUACAGCGCACAGUGAUAUGAUAAAGCCUCAAACUCCAGGUGCGCAGAUAUCUGGAUCUUUAACGUCAGAGAAUAUGAGAGAAAUUAAUAAAAGUCCACUGAGACGCAUGGAUUUGGAAAAGUGGCUAAACGAUGUGGAAGAGUCCCGCAAUGAAGGAGGGAAGAUCAGCCCUUCGGCUAUUGACUCUCCUGACGAGGAAAUUGGAAGGCCUUGGUGCGCAACUCAUGAGAGGGACUGUCAAUCGAGCCGGAGAAAAAUGCGUGCACCACUUCAGGAAAGUUUACAGCUGUUGGCAAAACUGCAGGUAAUUUCAGAAGAUGAUUUGCCUCUGGCUCAGAACUCAGUCCAUCGUGGAGGUCGCCUAAGCUGCUUGCAAACGGUAAGGGCACCAGGCUCACUGUGUUUGGGUCCAGGUAGUUGCAUAGGGCAUGGUGAGUUUCAGAUGACCUCCAGCCAAUCAAAUAAGACAAAUACGAUAACUGCUGAAAAUAGUUCUGAGUUUCUGAAUGACGAUCGUCAGCUUGUUACAUCAAGAACUGAGCGCCUCGCGAAAGGUGGAAGACAGAGUACUUUAGAUCUCCUUAGAGCGUCAAGUGCGAUGUGUAUUCAUGGACCUUCUUGUAGAGUUCAUUGCCAGAAAACGGUAGAAAAGUUUCCCUGCACACCUGAGAAAGGUUUUAAAGCGGCGUUACACUCUGAGCAAACAGAACUAAGAGGUGCCAGCAUUUUGGGUGCUGUCCAAAGUGAAGAAGAAGAUAGAGCGAUCAUUGAAACCACUGCAAGACAAAGUGAAUUUGUGAAUACGGAUAUCAGAGAGAAUGAACUUCGAGGGGCGAGUAUCUUUGGUGAUUUCUGCUCUGUGAGAGAUAUGAACUUGAGAGGAGCGAGCAGCUUUGCUGAGCAACCUAAAAGAAAGUUCCAUAGUGGUCGCAGUUGUGGCGAUGAAGCAAACAAUUUUCAAAUAAACUUGGAAGAAAAUAGGGGUGCAAGUUGCUUUGCACCGAUCGAUGAAAGUGUAGCGGAUACAUCAAGCGUGACACUAAGCUUCGCUGUGGAAUCUGACACAGAUAGUUUUUUUCCCGAUAAAAACUCGAGGCAGAAAAAAAAGGUGGUUCUAAGUAACACUCUACAUGACAACUUAGAAGUUAAAGAUGCAAAGAAAUACCAGACUGUGGAUGGUAGAAUCUCAACUGCUAAUGCCUCAGAAAAAAAGGAUGUUGGUCUUGUCCAAAGAGAACAUUCAAAAAAUUUUGAUCAGCGAAUUUUAAAAGUGGGUAAAGACACUCAAAUAAUGUCUACUCUUUUAAAUGCACUUCGACGAGAUGGUGAAAAGCGCAAACAGCAGCAAAAUAUCGACCAAGGAUCCAAUCAUCUUACGAGCGACAAAGAAGCUCUAGUAGGAAAUCUAAAAGUGUCUGUUUUGUACAAGAACGGUAAUUCUGUCACCUCUUUGCUUUACGUCUCUAUUUUGGGUCUUGAAGUUACUCUAAACGAAAAUGUAAUGCCAGAAUGCGAUGUUUACGUAAAAGUUUGCCUUUUACCAAAAUUUUCAACAUGGCAGUGUACAAGAACGGUAAACAUUACGGACAGCUUUGUUUUGAGAGACCAUUUUGUCAUGUCUGGAGUAAAAGCAAUGGAUUUAAAAGAAGCUAUCCUCAGAUUUAUGGUUGUGCGUUUGGGAGAGGACGACAAACCCUUUGCUCAGGUGGACGUGUCAUUAGAGGAACUUAAGUCUUGUGAUAAAUUCAAAAGGACUUAUGCGCUGCAUGCGCCUACCGACAACGCAUAGGAUGAUGGGACUUCUUAAAAUGAAUGAGAAUUAAUCGAGAAACUACUCUGUAUAUGACUAAAGGAAAAGAAAACCCAUGAUAACUCUUACUUUUAAUCAAAAAGUGGAAUACAUUUUUUGUACCGGAAAAAGAUCGAUAUUAUUGUGACUUUUCUUAUAUUGGAAAGAUAUUAUUAGAUAGAUCUCGGUUCGCAUGAACACUUUGAAAGAUUUAACCUCCAUUUUUCAAAUUUAAAAAAAAACCUGAAAAUCGUCCCCAAUUCUAGUCAUCUUGGCGACUUUUCUACCAAAAUUUUCGUCACUUUGAAGCUUGUAUUUCCUGGGAAGUAUUGAUUUAAGAUUUCCUGCCAAUAUACGUCUUACUGUUUUUAACGACCUAAAUAAAUCCAAUAUUUCUUGACUGACCUACCUCCAUUGAAGAAAAAACAGGUGCUUUAUUUAUGUGCUUCUUGCUUGCCCAACAGAAGAGUGUUUACACUAGAUAAAAACCUCCGCUUUCGGGAAACUUGGAAAUAGGAAUCUUUCAAACUGUUCUCAUAAUAGAUGGUUAAUUAGCUUUGACAAAAUUUAAAUGCAUUGGGUUCAUUCGAAAAGAGAUCGAUUAAUUACCCCCCUAACAUCACCUAAAUAAAUUUAUUUCAGUUCUCUUAAUUUGCGCCACAACGAAACCGAAAAAAAUUCUCAAGGCUUUCCUAUUUUAGGCCUUUCAACAAACAAGCAGUUUACUCCAGUGUAGCUCAAACAUUUGCUUUUUUUAAUCAUAAUAUUCUUUGUUUCCGAGAAGAAUGUACCAUUUACUCGACCCUGUGAAGUGACAUAACCUCCAUUAUCUAUUUCUCGCCUUAGAGAGAAAGCGUUCAAAAAUCUUAUUUCGGCAGAUGCUUUGGAAUGAUAAUUGCCAUUUUGGAUGGAAUUUUGUUUUCAAAGGUUGAAAAUAAAAUCAAUCAAGGAAUUCACUGCAAGACGUCAAAAAUCAAUGAAAAUCAACCCGAAAGAUAUCAAAUCAACAAAAAGUGAGUAAUGGUAGAGAGAUGUUUACAUGACAUCGACCUUUAGAGCUCUGCGUUAAUGUAUUGUGGUAGAAUUUGGAACGCAAGAAGGGGUGAAAAAACAGAUUGGCGGUCCAAAAUACAUAAUUUAACAUUGAUCGAAUAGUGGUUCAUUAUUCGAAGAGUAAUCUAAUUCAUUUCAGCGUAAAUAUCGUUACUUGUGUGACGCAAAGAGAGCUGAGUGGCUUUGCAGUGUUUUGCAUAACAACAAACCCACGGCCAAAUGGAACAAAAUGUUACGCACGAGUGAAUGCGGAACUUUGAAAGACGUGUAUGAUGGACAGAUAUAAAUGCCCUUUAAUAAGCCUUAUUUAUAUUCACAACUAAUUUGCAAACAGUAAUCGAACUACUCGACCCCGCGAAAAGUCCAAGUAAGCAGAGCCUUCGACACGUUUAUGCAUUAAUAAGUUCCCGUUUGGUUGUGACUCGAGAAAGCAACGUUUUUUACUGCGGAAAAAGGAAGCAUGACUUAAGAACGUUCAAAUGACGGUACGUAGACACGGUAUAGUUUAAAAGACUUUCAAACUUUGGCGUCCUUUUAAAUCGCGGCAAGUUUUGAAGAAUUUCUUAUUUGACUGCCACUCAUAAUCUUUUUUUUUCGGACAGGAUCCCAACGUUCUUGGCGUUAUUUUGGGGUCAGUUCUUGGUUUUCUGGCGGGAGCCAUCGUAGUCUGUGUUGGAUAUUUUGUUUAUACAAAACGAUCGGGGACUUAUAGUCCACUUUCACGGGAUGUACGUGCGAAGAUCGAUUACUAUUCCGCCUCAAAUCCCGAUGGCGCAUUCCUCGCCGCCCAAACUCGACCAGUUCAAGUCCAACCAAAUGUAUAUACGCUAGCAAAGUCUUCCGCAGAAUCUUACCCGGAAAUAACCGAACUAAACGAUGGUGAUCAUCGGAGAAUUCGCGUAACGAGGCCUUACGAAGCUGGCGCAAUUGCUACCAUCCCGGAGGACAGUGAGGACGUUGAAGACGGGAGCCCGCGAAGUCUUGAGAGAAACGGGUCGACCGGCUCAGACAAGCCAAAACUAUCAAAACGAAUGAGUUUACCCACCACCCUUAAAUCUGAUGGAUUAUUCAAUCCUAACCGAGAAGAAUUCUUAAAAAAGAAAUUUUCAUCAGAGGAGGAGGAAUGUCGGCUUGAGUUCUCGUGUUUUUACGACACGGCCAGUCGUGAGUUACACAUUACCGUAAUUCAAGUUGUUGGGAUUUCUACGCCAAACGAAAGUUUCUUACGCCCGCCUAGUUGCAGCGUUAAAAUGCGCAUAUUACCCGAGAUGUUGUCGUGGCAGUGGACACGCAGAAUUUCACGUACUUCGAAUCCUGCUUUCAACGAAACUUUCAUCGUUCCUGGUUUUGUUCACAACAAAUUACGAGAGUGCACUGUACACUUUGUGGUGUUGGAUUUUGAUCAUGUGCAAGACACUGUUUAUGUGAUUGGGGAAGUAAUCAUGCCCUUGUCAGAACUACGAGCUAACAGACUAGAGAAGAUUAUCAAAAGAGUGAACCCGCUUGCUUUCUAAGUUUAUUGAAUAAAUUUUUUUGCAAUGAAUUCUCUGACAAUAACAUGACGAUCGGGGCAAAAUGGAAAUUAAACACAAACAGGAAAAAAUUCCUUGUAAAUUAAGCCCCUUUAUUCAUACGCAUUUAAGCGAAGCGUUUGAGGAAAGCUAUCGGACUCAUUUAAAAAUUAAGUUUACAAACGAAUCACAGCUGACUUACUAAUUUAAAAGAGAGUGACGCAUUGUUAAGAUAUAUAUUUGGAAUAUUGCGAUCUUGACCUAGGUGGUAUUUCGUAAAUUCGCGAGAGAUAGUAACUAUUAUUUACAUAUCAUUGUCAUUAUAAUUUUUUCUCGUCACCAUACGCAUCCAACUGAAACGAUUUGCCCCUUGUUAUUAAGCAGUUUUACCAUUUCAUCCUCAAAUACAGCAAGAAAAAUUUUUGACCAGUGUUGGAAUUGUUCGUAAUAUAUUUAACACAAUUUGUUUCGUUUUCAAUACUGGUUUCUAUAAUUGUUUAAAAAGAAUAUCGUUCUAACUUGCAUAUAUUAAUUAUUGGCGCUUUUUGUUUAUUGGGUGGCAGCAAAUAAAGUCGUG
Molecule: messenger RNA, 5733 nt
Organism: Pocillopora meandrina
Lineage: Eukaryota; Metazoa; Cnidaria; Anthozoa; Scleractinia; Pocilloporidae
Source: the annotation of a GenBank genome assembly